AUGGGUGAUGAUAUUUUACUUGAUUUCCUUCAUAUGGAGUUUGUCUCGCUGAUGAGUAAGCUGAAUGGAGAAAAUAGCACUGAUGUCAGUCGGCAAGAAAAUGUAGGAUUUCAAGUUGGGUUUCGUUAUAUUGAAAAGUACACCCGUGAGUGGAAUCGCUUCAAGGACGAACUAGACAUCAUCAAGUUUGUUUGUAAAGAGUUUUGGUCUGCAAUUUUUGGCAAGCAAGCAGACACAUUGCGAACAAAUCACCAGGGAAUCUACGUACUGUUGGACAAUCAAUUUCGUUUUAUACUUAAAAUAUCCGAUUCGCAACAAGGCCUUAAUUCAGUUGCCAAGUAUCUCGCUUUCUCCUGCGGUCUCAUUCGUGGAGCCCUCUCCAAUCUGGGCGUCAACGCCGUCGUCACGGCUGAAGUUUCAACGCCUCCAAUGGUUAAAUUCCAGAUACAAAUCCAAUCGCAAAGCUAA
This is a messenger RNA of Rhagoletis zephyria (snowberry fruit fly), 468 nucleotides long. The record is from RefSeq and is a predicted model, not a curated record. Lineage: Eukaryota; Metazoa; Arthropoda; Insecta; Diptera; Tephritidae.